Molecule: messenger RNA, 765 nt
Organism: Aplosporella prunicola CBS 121167
Lineage: Eukaryota; Fungi; Ascomycota; Dothideomycetes; Botryosphaeriales; Aplosporellaceae
Exons: 1
Coding region: 1-765 (254 amino acids)
Source: RefSeq, a predicted model, not a curated record
AUGGCCGACAACAGCGGCGGCCGCCGCGCCGUCGCAACCUGCGCCAUGUGCAAGAAGCCCGGCACCGGCCUCAGGACCUGCGCCAAAUGCCACAGCGCGCAGUACUGCAACCGGCAUUGCCAGCGGGCGCACCACAAGGCGCACUCGAAGGCGUGCGCGCAACUAGCCACGGAAUCCGGGGCGGCGCGCUCAUCCACAACAAACACUGCGCCGCCCAGCGCGAGUGCGACUCCGUCAAGCACUUCUCACGCAACCACCUCUUCGUCGCCCGCCCACGCUACCGCUGCCCGCCCAAAGAGCCUCGAUGCCGCAAUCCCGAACCCCUUCCACCGCCUCCAAGACCGCACUUGGCUGCACGGCCGCUCCCGUCCCGACACCUACACCCUGCUCAUCGACGCGUACCGGCUGCGCGUGCACGACGAACACAAGCAUCACGGCAACGUCGACCACGACAGCAUCCUCAGCGGCAACGUGAGCAGCGGGUUCGCGGGCUUCGCGGGCUUCGCGCACUUCCUCGCUACCAUGCGCUGGUUUACGCCAGACCUGUUCCCGGCUUGGUGGGACGCGCAGAGCGAGCAUCAAUGCAAGAUGGUCGGCAUGAGCCGCGGAUGGGAGGAUUUGAGAGUCGUGCUUUCCGAGGCGGACUUUAAGGCCCGUUAUGCAGAACGGAAACUACAUUGCGAAAGACAAUGCACUGAUCAGUAUCGUCAUGACCGACCUUCGAUAGUGAGUAUCAGUUCAAAGCACCCAUAUUGCUCAAAAUGA